CCCACACACGCGCGUCACGGCUGUGCAGGUUGCGUCAGACUCCCUCCCCUCUGUCUGUGUGUGUCGGUCGGGGCUCGCGCUGUGUGUGAUUAGUCGCCAUGGCGGCCGCUCCCGGUUUCAGCAGCUCACACGGCGCCUCGGCUCCAGCCUAAUGUGUGAGCGGGACACGUCCUCCUCCCCGGGGCUCCGGGCGCUGCUCGGCCGCCUCCUGCACGGCCUGCUCCCCUACCGCCUGCUCCAGCUGCUGGGAGCGGCCCUGUCCUACCUGGUCGGACCGUGGGGGGACGCCAUCCUCUCCUUCCUCAACCCUGACUACGUGCUGUCCGCGCCGGGGGAGGAGGCCGGCUUCCAGGACAUGAUGGAGGUCCUGUUCAGCCCAGGCCCCGGCGGCAUGGUGUCCUGGGUGGAGGGUAAGGGGCUGGAGGCAGACUCCCUGUGCGAGUUCCCCUCUCAGGGUGACCACUGUCUGCAGAUACAGUACUCCCCGGAGAAUGGGUUCUGGUUCCUGCAGCAGAACCGGGCCUGGGAAGACCUCAGCCCGAACAAGAACCGGGCCUGGGAAGACCUCAGCCCGAACAAGAACCGGGCCUGGGAAGACCUCAGCCCGAACAAGAACCGGGCCUGGGAAGACCUCAGCCCGAACAAGAACCGGGCCUGGGAAGACCUCAGCCCGAACAAGAACCGGGCCUGGGAAGACCUCAGCCCGAACAAGAACCGGGCCUGGGAAGACCUCAGCCCGAACUGGCCCCAGGACCUGCUCAAAGAGUACAACCAGGUGAGCCCAACACUGCACGUGUCUAUAGGGGACAUCAUUCUAGAUUUGACCCAGGACCUGCAAACAGCUGAAGAAACAAUCACCGGUCUGCAUGAGAAGCCCCACAAGGAGAUGGCCGAAACGUGCCAGCUGGCUGCAGAUGUUCUCAGCCAUACUGAGAACUUAGGAGGUGACCAGGAGCUAAAACUAGGCCAGCAGCUGUCUAUCCCAUUAGACAGCCAGGAGCCUGCAGGAUGUCCAUUAAAUAAUGAUGACCUUAGCCCAGAUCAAGGCUACAGCAGUUUAGAAGAUUGGAAAUACUCAGAUCUUGUUUGUACUUCAAACAAGGUGCAAGCUGGCAUGCUAGAGGUCUGUGUGCCUGAUGGGGAUCAAGUGGCUUGCAAUGUGCCAACAGAGCUACAGAACCUUAGUACAAAUGGAAUCAUUGAGUCGUGUCAGCAGGAUAGUGAUGAGUCUGACUCAGACCUUGAAGAGGAUGUACCAAUGUCCCAUCCAGUGUGUAACAAUAAAUAUAUUGGGUAUAUUUUGGGCACUGUAGUCAGCGAUGAGGAAAGUGAGGACUUGAGUUCUUGCUCAGAUGAGGAAAACUCAGCUGAUGAUGAUGGGUUUGACAGUGAAGGGUCUGUGUCAGAUACUGACAGUGGGGCUGAAGAUACAGAAGGAGUAGAACUUUGGAAUUCAUUUUAUACAGAAGAUCCUUAUAAUCCUCAAAACUUCAGUGCAGUACAGCAUACAGGUACACCUGCUGAAGAAAUUUCACAUGUAGCUCAGGAGCAUGAGGAUGUCCCAUCAGAUGAAGAGUCAUGGUGUGAUAGUGAUGCUCUCUCCACUAGUGAUAGUGAAGAUGAAUGCUGUGUAGAUGAGGAGGAAAACCUUAAACUUUGGAACUAUUUCAAUAAGUCUGAUGACCCAUAUAACCCUCUAUGUUUUAAGGCAUCAGUUCAUUCAGCUGAUGUUAAAAGACAUCAAAGAGAUGGAACCAGCAAAAAUAAAAAUUGUAUUUCGGAAAGCAUCCAAAACUGCAAAUUAUCUACUACUUGUUCCAAAGAAGAACUGCCACGGUUUAAUAAGAAACUUAUCCCGCCUGUGGAGAAUAGUUGUGCCAUUUUUUCAAAGAAAAAGGUGACCUUCCAUGAUGAAGUCACUGUGUACAAUGUAUGUAAUGAAGAGGAUCGGAAAGGUCCCUGGGAGGAGUAUGCAAGGGAUCGCUGCCGAUUCCAACGUCGGAUACAUGAAACGGAAGUUGCAAUUGGACAUUGCUUGACCACUGAUCACAGACAAAGGAUUUGGGACUGUAUGAGAGAGAGGUGGGACAGCUAGCACCCCCUAAUCAUCACACUAGGUGCAGAAGUUUUUUUUUGUUGUUUUUUUCUUCCAAUUUUCUUUUUUAAUUUUUUCCCUUUUCAAGUCUAUUUGACUGCUCUCUCAAAAUUUGGUGAACAGGAGGGAGAAAACCCAUUUCUCAAUUGUGCUAGAGGUCGUUUAUUCUUUCUUCUAAAAGAAGCACCUUAAUGAAAUUUUUACGUUAAAAACAUGGACUUUUCAAUAAUUUCUUCUAAUUUAUUUUCUUUUGCAGUGGACUGUCUAAGUAUUCACUUUCCUUCUCUAAAUUGGUAGACUUUAAAACCUGCAUUAUUAUUUUUU
This is a messenger RNA of Pelobates fuscus (common spadefoot toad), 2419 nucleotides long. It is a transcript of the gene PPP1R15B, whose product is annotated as protein phosphatase 1 regulatory subunit 15B. The coding region runs from base 152 to 2095 and encodes 647 amino acids. Gene Ontology annotation, biological process: response to endoplasmic reticulum stress. The record is from RefSeq and is a predicted model, not a curated record. Gene Ontology annotation, molecular function: protein phosphatase regulator activity. NCBI's taxonomy places the organism in Eukaryota, Metazoa, Chordata, Amphibia, Anura, Pelobatidae. The transcript has 3 exons. Gene Ontology annotation, cellular component: protein phosphatase type 1 complex; endoplasmic reticulum.